CACUUGUGGUGGGUAUUGGUGUUCUGAGACAAUGCUGAGGAAGAGGAACAGGUCAGUGCUGAAGGAUCAACACCACAUGAGUAAUCUGACACAGUGUGAAGCCAAUUCGGAGCAUUAUUCUCAAUCUCAUCAUGCUUUGGGGCGCAACAACAUCAAGGGUCACUCAAUUUUCAAUGUCCCUUGUCUGUUUGUGGGUCUAGGUCCCAAAGCGGUGUUGGAUUCUGAUUCAGUUCGGAGCCCCACUUCUCCACUUGAUGCUAGAGUUCUUUCAAAUCUCGGCAACUGUGUUAGGAAGCCAAGAUCUUCACCCCAUGAGGGGCACCAAAGGAGUUGGGAUUGUUGCAAAGUAGGUCUAGGCAUUGUGGGGUCUUUGGAAGACUGUUCUAGGUUUUCUGGGAAAAUUCUCCAGUCACCAGAGAGCAAGAGAGUUAGUCUCAGCCCCCAAAUGAUGAUCAAACCCCCAAAUUGCCACAUCCAUAGGGAUUCUCUUGAGGCAUCCAAGUCUUUGCCGAAAGAUUUUUGUAAGACUCCAUAUCCCCAAAAUGGAUCUGUUAUCCACAAGGGUGAGUCUAACUCUACUGUUCUUUUUGAGAUUGGGGAAAGUGGUCUAGAGCAUGAGCCUUUUGGGAGAACCAGGUCUUGUUCAUUGGACUCAUGCAGUCCAGUGAAGGCACUCUCUGGUUUGGCCACUUCCUUCUCUGAAUCAGACACUGAUAAUUUUGCCAUGAAAGAUGUGAACAUUCAAGUCUGCUCUCCUCCUCAUUUUAUUGGAGGAGGCCAUACCCUCUCACCUGCAAAGCUAAAUUCAACGACUCUUUCCAUUUGCUCUUCCAAUGAAUUCAUCAAGUCACUAUCAGCUAGUGAGAUUGAACUCUCUGAGGACUACACAUGUGUGAUCUCCCAUGGUCCCAAUCCGAAAACAACUCACAUUUUUGGGGAUUGCAUUUUGGAGACUCACUCUAAUGCAUUUAAGAACCAUUUUAAGAAUGAAGAGAAGGAGAAGGGAGUGAACUCUGUGGGUAACAGGUUAUGGAGUCCAAACCCAUAUCCCUCUAGUGACUUCUUAAGUUUCUGCCACCACUGCAACAAGAAAUUGGAAGAGGGGAAAGACAUUUAUAUUUAUGGGGGUGAAAAAGCAUUUUGCAGUUUGACUUGCCGUGCCAUGGAGAUCAUGAUUGAUGAGGAACUAGAGAAAUCCAAUGCCAACCCUCCUUGUGAAAACUCUCCAAAGCCAAAACUUGGUGAGCUACUUUUUGAAACAGGCAUACUCACUGCUACAUAAAAGGCUUAUCUGCCACAUGAACUGGGUCCAUGAGAAUGGUACACGCACCUGAUCAUCUGUUCACAAGAAGCUGUUUUAUGUGCAUCUGUUAGCAGCCAUGGAUGAUCGUUUUGUACAUCAUUGCGUUUGCCUUGAAUUGGUGUUUCAUCUGUGUCAUGGUCUUUGGUGGAUUGUGGCUCUCAUUAAGCUAGUUUUGUUUUCUAUAUAAAUGGAGAUGUGUUAUCAUACCAUUGAUAGCCUGUGGAAAAUUAAAGGGUUGAGGCCUAUUUUUCUGGCUUCCCCUUAUGAAUUUUUCUUGCAUUAUCUCUAUAUUGUGUCAAUGUAUACAAACCCCAAAAAAAAGAUUUUGACUUCUAUCAAUGUUAUUAUCCUAGUUUAUACAA
Molecule: messenger RNA, 1665 nt
Organism: Cajanus cajan (pigeon pea)
Lineage: Eukaryota; Viridiplantae; Streptophyta; Magnoliopsida; Fabales; Fabaceae
Source: RefSeq, a predicted model, not a curated record